UCCUUACGUUGCUCUACUGUCUUGUGGAUUAGACCUUUAGGUCAAAGGUUUGAGUAGUGACCCCCUAACAAAACCACCUGCUUUGGUUUGGGCGCCCGGGCAGUAUCCCAAUCCUCGCAUAAAUCAAUGAUAACUACCACUGGCCUCAUUGUUAUUGUGUGGCGCAUGUGCAUUUGAUACCCCUUUGUAUCAGUGUUUAUGCGUUCAAAUAAAUAGAUAAAUUUGUCGCAUUGCAUUCCAUCUUCAACCGAAAAAAGCAUGAGGGUCCACCACAACGAUGUUUUACGUGCGUCAUCAAAAUUGUUUAGUUAUCUCACAGAGAGAACAGAAAAACUGAUCUCUAUGAUGUAUUUUUUAAGGCUGUAAAUGUGGUAGAAACUGAACACAAAGUGCUGAAAUUUAUAUGGUACUGUAACUGAAGAAAAACUUGACUCAACACAAAAAAGCCUUUAUACCUUUGGAUGCAAUCAAUACUAAAAGAUUUACCUAACGAGGGAAAAUACCAUUGUCUUUUUUGUUUCUUUACUUAAAAAGUACAAAUGAUAAAUUACUUUAAAAAGAAGAUACUCUUGACAAUAAAAGCGAAAAUAAGUAGUCUUGAUGCGUAAUGAACGAUCGACACAGCAAACUCAGAAAGGAAAAAUACCACUUUAUUUUUGAAAUCCUGUUUAUCUCCAUUCACGAAGUUCUAAUAGUAUAAUCCUUUUUUAUCUUUCUAUUUUGCUGCUUUACAUAACCUCAAACUACGAGUGUUUUAGCCUGUCUGUCUUUCUUUUCACUGUUCAUACCCCAAGGGCAGUGAUCCAUUGCUACUGGAUACGAAAGCUUUAUUAAGUUGAAAACGCUGCUAGCUCUUUGAAGCUCUACACUAUCGUCACCUUCAAAGAAGACAAUUACUAGUCCCAAUAAAAACCUUGAGGUCAUUAAUGCAGAUUUAAACUAUACAGUCCACCCCACGAAAAAUAUUUACUCAUGAAAUCAGCUUGUUAAUUUACUUUUUUCGAAUAUUUUCUAUACUAUAGUUGCCUGUUGAAUGUUAAACAGGAUGACAUCUCUUGAUCUCUACUUGUCAACCCUACCACUUUAUAUAAUUACAUCUAACCUAACUAAGUGCACUUUAGAUUGAAGAAUAUAUGAUAUAUAUAUAUAUAUAUAUAUAUAUAUAUAUAUAUAUCUUUAUAUGUUUUCGCAUAGGUCAUCCAACCCAAAAGUAACGGCAGUCCAAUGUAUUGAUUCGGAUGGCCUUUGUAUUGCCUCUCAUGGGACUGUAAAUGACCAAACCGCAGGAGUUCUCAGUAGCAUAUAUAAACAUGCAGCAGGUAUUGAAGAAAGCUCCGAAUCGCCAGUUUUAAUAAUUGAGUUUGAGUCAAAAUCAAUUAUUUUGUGUGAAGUGUAUGGGGUUUUAACUGUUGUUCAUAAGAAUCAAGUCCUUCGAAGCAACACUGAUACCUCCAAAUAUAUAGCUACUGAACAAAAUCCCGGCUAUCAUUAUGCUAAUGACCAACUGUCAAAUAUCCCAGAGAAAAUACAUAACCUCAAUGACCUGAAAGGAAAAGAACACCAGUGGUGCGUAUUAUAUGUUUUUCAUAAUUUUCUAAUUAAUAAUUAAUUCAUUCACUAAAUACUUGGAUGUGACCGAAGCUUUAAAUGUGAGGGUUAUUGAUACGACUCGGUUACCCGAACUGAAGUUGGUAGGGUGAGAUUCAGUGGCUGAAAGCUGAACCACCAAGCCGCGGUUUCACAUUUAUUCUAUCUACUGUUCGUUUCUGUCCAUAAAUUUCGCUGUACCGCAAAUUAUAAUUUAUUAAUGAUCACCUUGAUCCUCUUAAUCAACACUACCUGAUAAACAGUGAACAAGGUAGCAUCACCACAAUUACGACACUGGGAAAGUGGUUGUGUUUAAAAGUAGUAAUUAUUCAAGUUGAGUGAAGAGUUUUCGAAAUCAAUUUGUGUAUUGUGGUUGCGAGAAAAAUAUCAGGUGAUAAAACGCUAUCUACCACCACCUGAUUAUCUGUCCUACUGACAUUAAGUUGUAGUGUAAAAUUUAUUCUUUUAACUUUCAUUUGUGUCACGUUGAAUAAUUCAAGUAUGUGGGAAAAAAUAUCCUUCAAGAAUUUCAUUAAUGAUUAAUCUACUCUCAGGACUACACAAGUCAAUAUUUGAAGUAGAUGCUGAUGUUAUCUAGGACCAUAAUGGAUCCCUCUCAUUUAAGCCAUUGAGCUCAGAGAAUGCAAUAUAAAUGUAAAGCUUUAGUAUGCUGCGAAAUAAGAAAUAGGGUAAGUCUACAGCGCGUUCCUUGGUUUACAGGAAAACAAACUGGAUACAACCAUUUCAGUAAACAAGCAUAUUUCUGUAACCUUUAUUUUUGAAAUAACAAAGUCGGGUAAAUAUAACUGUUGUAAUUCGAUGUUACUUACGUAAUCACAGAUUGUACACGUCUGGUCGAUAGAUGAAAAGUGAUGUACGAACAACUCAAACGUUACUGGCGCGAUUACAGAUUAGUUUAGGUUUUUACAAAAUUAUUUAUUGUUACUGACGUGUCCGAACGGACACUUUGCUCACGAAACCGAUCCUAAAUCACAGCGAAAUAGAGGAUGGAAAAACCCUAACCCACUGACUAAGCAGAUGACUGUGUAUUAGUUACUUGUUCGUUAACUAAAACGCAAUCGAGGAUGAAAAUGUAAGUUACAAAACGCUCAACGAUUACUUACUUCUACCCAUAAUAUACAUUUGUCUGUCCAAUGUAUUUGCUACCACAGUUAACUGCCUCUCUUUAGGCAAUAAGAACUAAUUAGCUCCAUUGUACGUCACUAAUUAUCUUCAUUAUCGUAUUCGUAUCAAAGUUAUCUUCAGGUGAAAAUUCAUCACUUUUUGUAUCAGAUUAUCUCACUAACAAUGGCACAGUGUUCUGGCUCCAUAACGAAUUAUGAAGGAAUGAAUCGUAAACAUAAAUUCUCCAUUUGAUUUCGUAUAUAUUAAUCGAGCGAACCCCAUUUGGGCGAUGGUUAUAAAAAGCCAAAAAUGAAUGAAGUUGGAAGAACUGAUUUCAGACGUUCGCUUACGUAGACAGACGAUGAGAUAUGCGAUGUGAAGAAGGCAAAUGCACGUGCUCAAUUUACUUAAAGCGACUUAAUGCUCAGAGAUAUGAAAGAUACAAGUAAGCAUACCUGAUGUUAUACGUUAUAGCAACUAUCUUACAUCCAAUUUCGAUGAUGGUUAACAGACAAUGUUAUUUUGAACAGUAGCAAUUCGCAUAUUCCUUUGUACUGUUGUGAUCACUAGAUCACAUGACAGACUAGCUAAAAUGUUGGUUGCUUAAAUUUCACUCGAUGAUUCAUCCUCCUCCCCAUGUAUAUGUGUACUCAAAUCCUAUUAUCAGUUUUUGCUUUGCCUUGCUGCGCCCUACUGUAAAUUUGCCCAUGUAUUUGCUUAUAUAUUUUUACUCGCCUUUCUGCUUCAGAUUCGCUUGAUGUGCCUAUGGCC
This is a messenger RNA of Schistosoma rodhaini, 3483 nucleotides long. Lineage: Eukaryota; Metazoa; Platyhelminthes; Trematoda; Strigeidida; Schistosomatidae. The record is from the annotation of a GenBank genome assembly.